Messenger RNA from Penaeus vannamei (Pacific white shrimp), 614 nucleotides. Lineage: Eukaryota; Metazoa; Arthropoda; Malacostraca; Decapoda; Penaeidae. The record is from RefSeq and is a predicted model, not a curated record.
AGGGACACGUCAGCAGUUUUUUUCUCUCGCUCUCACUGUUUCUGUUUCUCUCUCUCCUUCUGGUUUGCAUUUUAUUUUUUCCAUUCCUAUUGGCCCUUGUAUACUUAUCCAACUUUAGAUUCUUCUGCUACAUAAAGAGUUGACUCCAUCAUGGCAACACUGAAAAGACAGGGUUUGCAGAUACAUGAGCCUGGCCUCGACCUUAGCGAGGCCGUCGGCGACAAGGGUUCCCGCGAGCAGCACCUUGAGCAGGCAGACAGGGGUCAUGGCGAGGGGCGUGGCAGGGGGCGUGGCAGGGGGCGUGGCUGAGGAGAGGAACGAGACGAUCAAAUGGCUCUGGGAAGCGGAUGCCAGCGAGGUUAUGCUUGCUGUGGGACACGCUCAUGGGUGCAGGCGGGUGCUGCCUUGCUACACUCUGAACACACUGGCGCCUCUGCGUCCUGAGCAAGUGGAGGAGGCGCUGCGCCAUCUGCAGAGUGCAAGUCCGAGGGCGUGACGUUCAACAGCGGGCUGCAGGCGGCCAUCAACACGGCUCUGGUGGAGACUGUGGCGGAGGCCGGCCUGCAGCAGGACGCCUUCAGCCUCAGCAUCAACCUCGCCACCGACGUCCGCCG